Saccostrea cuccullata (small rock oyster) is the source of this 2000-nucleotide messenger RNA. Its product is annotated as neuropeptide Y receptor type 5-like. Bases 586 to 1860 code for a protein of 424 amino acids. The record is from RefSeq and is a predicted model, not a curated record. Gene Ontology annotation, biological process: neuropeptide signaling pathway. The transcript is spliced from 3 exons. NCBI's taxonomy places the organism in Eukaryota, Metazoa, Mollusca, Bivalvia, Ostreida, Ostreidae. Gene Ontology annotation, cellular component: plasma membrane. Gene Ontology annotation, molecular function: neuropeptide Y receptor activity.
GUGUGCAGGUUCUUAUCGUUUGAUCGUUAGAUCAGUAGGGGCGAUUGUUUUGCACCUAUUGUAAUUGCUUAUUUAUGUUCGCAUCAGAUAAAAAUUAUUUAUGCAUGAUAUUAGCCGUAUCUGUCCAGUGAUCAUAUACCACUGGCACAGAGUCUUCAUUAAGUGGAAUUGAUAACUCUACAAGCAGUCUAUCGCUAUCACAUUCAUUCAACAAAUCUUCAGAAUUAUUCUUAGCAGAUGUCGGUAGGAAUUGCAGGCGAACCAACAAUGUGGCUAACUUAAUGACAUCUUCUUACUGUAACAAUACAGAGGAUAAUUUGAUCAGAGGAAGAUCAGCUUCUCCCGAGAAGUGCGUGCCGGGAGUCGAUUUAAACGGACGCUUUAAUCCUACCAAGGUGUAAGCUUUUCACUUGUUUUAGAAUUAUACGAUCGAUCCGGAAUGUUUUUUCUAAUUGCACUUGGAGGUUAUCUCCGCCCAUUUCACGUGCUGACAGACGGAAAAAAGUGUUGGAACUCACUACGGAGAUUUCAAAUAACAUUGCAUCAUAACGCCAAAAACUAUACCAGUGAAAGUCACGGCACAUUAUGAAUGAAAUUUUGUACAUUGAUGCAGAGGGGCAAGACAUGGCGAAAAAUUUAAGUGAUACGUCAAUGGUGACUGAAAAUGUUUUAAACUUGACCGCUUUGAUUGUACCCUUACCUGGCAAUGACUCAAACUCGAAUACAAGCAGAGGACCUCUUCUACCAGAAGAAUCUCUUACGGGAUUAAUGAUUCUAUACACACUUACAACUUUAUUGUCCAUAACAGGGAACAUUUUUGUAGUUCUGGUCUUCACCAAAGGUCGACAUUCACGGACAGAUCUUCGACCUUUCCUGAUCAACUUGGCGGUGGCUGAUUUAGUCAUGGCAUUCUUUUGCAUGCCCUUCACGUUUGCAGACACCAUUCUGGGACACUGGGUCUUCUAUAAGCCACUUUGUACUUUAGUACUUUUUGUUCAACUUUUCGCUGUUGCAGCCAGCGUAAUGACAAAUAUGGCCAUAGGAAUCGACAGAUUUCUGGUCGUUCUCUUUCCUUUAAGAUCUAGGGUAACUUAUUCACGUUCGAAAUACGUUAUAGGUGUGAUAUGGUUCUCAGCUUUUUCAUUAGCCUCUGUACAGUUUUUUGUCGGUAGGGCACAGAAAAGUGGAGACAUUUACAAAUGUAUUGAAGUUUGGCCAACUCCGGAAUCGAGGAAAAUUUAUACUGUGUGUCUUUUUUUGUGUACGUACAUCAUUCCUCUCUUUAUUCUAUCAAUAACAUAUUCUAUAGUGGGGAUUCUUUUGUGGAAAAGGACGGCCCCUGGGAAUAAAGACCAAACACGAGAUUUACACAGAUUGAGAUCGAAAAUUAAGAUUGUAAAAAUGUUAGUCAUAGUGGUAGCAGUAUUUGGAGUGUGUUGGCUACCUCUCCAUGUUUUUGCGAUGUUAGUGGACUUCUACGAUGGUUUCCUACAAUUUGAAAGUGAUCAGGAACAUAGGAUGGUUCUUAUCAUGUUUCUCUGUGUUCACUGGUUGGCCAUGUCAAACAGCUUUGCAAAUCCAAUAAUAUAUGGUUUCACGAAUGAAAAUUUUAGGAAGGACCUAGCAGUACUCUUUUAUAUGUGGUUCCCAUGUUGUGGCUGCUUAGUGAAAAUGCUACCAAGGACCACCAGUUCACAGUCACGUACAAAAGACAGUUUUAUCAUGCGGCAGCAAAGCACAAUGAAGCGUGGAUAUCGCCUUGGACCUGACUCUGUCUAUUCCAGACAUAACGAUAGAAUUCCUAGAUACUCCUCCAUUAGAAACAGUGUCAGGGACAGCAAAGAGAGCGGGUCGGACUAACAAUUUGUAUCCUAUUAACAUUUGAUCUUCUUUGAUAGUUUGCCAUAUGGUCAUCAUUUUGUUGCUGAACCUCAGUAGGAUCUUGUGUCUAAAUUAGAGAUCCUAUCAUAUCCAUAAAGAUUCUUUCUGAAACGAAAUGA